CUAUCUCUCUCCUCCUGAAUUUCACUUUCUAAUCACAGUUCAUAAUUCAUAUUCAUAUAAAUAAAACAAAGAAAAACCAGAAUAAUAUAAUUUUAAAAAUAAGGAAGAAAAGAAUAAUUGGAGCAGAAGGAGAAAAUUCUCAACAAAGGAUGCAACUUUCGUUGACUUGGUUCUCUCUUUUCCUCAACCCUUCUCUUCUCUCUGCAUUUUCAGCUAAAAUUGGCCACACCCAUCUGAGAUUUUAGCUCCAGAUUCCAAGGUAAGCACGGAAAGAGGAGGAAGAAGAAAACUUGGAGCUACCCAUAAUUCGAUUUUGUGCAUCACAGCGAUUUUCGGUUGGUCAACAAGGUCAAGGUGCUGCUGAACUUGAUGGGUAUCGUGUAGAUCAAGAGGAAUUGUUUAUGAAUGAUUAUGAAGGUUGGGGUGUUGUGUUGAAGUUGAAGAAACAUGGAGCGAGUGACUUCAUCUUUUAUCGGUUCAUAUCUUGUUUGGGCAAUUUUGGUACUUGAUUUGGUGCUCAAGGCUUCCGGCAAUGCAGAAGGUGAUGCCCUGAAUGCAUUGAAGAGCAAUUUGCUUGAUCCUAACAAUGUUCUUCAAAGCUGGGAUGCUACCCUUGUCAAUCCCUGCACGUGGUUUCAUGUUACAUGCAACAGUGAUAACAGUGUGACUCGUGUUGAUCUUGGAAAUGCAGACCUUUCUGGUCAAUUGGUUCCACAGCUCGGUCAGCUCUCAAAUUUGCAGUACUUGGAACUUUAUAGUAAUAAUAUAACUGGAAAAAUCCCAGAUGAGCUCGGAAACUUGACAAACUUGGUGAGCUUGGAUCUUUAUUUGAACACUUUAACUGGUCCCAUACCGAGUACAUUGGGCAACCUUGGAAAACUACGUUUCCUGCGUCUCAAUAAUAAUAGCUUAACAGGAGGCAUACCCUUCUCAUUGACAACUGUUUCUUCGCUGCAAGUUCUUGAUCUCUCAAACAACCACCUUAAAGGGGUCAUCCCAGUGAAUGGUUCAUUUUCAUUAUUUACCCCCAUCAGUUAUCAAAAUAAUCCUGGCUUGAUACCACCAAAAAAUGUUCCGUCUCCACCAAUUUCUCCAACACCACCAGCUUCUUCAGGUUUUAAUACUGGGGCUAUUGCUGGAGGAGUUGCUGCUGGUGCUGCUUUGUUGUUUGCAGCCCCUGCAAUUGCACUUGCUUAUUGGAGAAGAAGGAAACCUCAGGAUCAUUUCUUUGAUGUUCCUGCUGAGGAGGAUCCGGAAGUUCACCUUGGUCAGCUUAAAAGGUUUUCUCUGCGUGAACUGCAAGUUGCAACAGAUAACUUUAGUAACAAACACAUUCUGGGUAGAGGUGGAUUUGGAAAGGUUUAUAAAGGACGCUUAGCUGAUGGCUCUCUUGUAGCAGUAAAAAGACUAAAGGAGGAACGCACACAGGGUGGGGAGCUGCAAUUUCAAACAGAAGUGGAAAUGAUUAGCUUGGCUGUGCAUCGAAAUUUGCUUCGACUUCGUGGUUUUUGCAUGACACCCACUGAACGGUUGCUUGUGUAUCCUUUCAUGGUUAAUGGAAGUGUGGCAUCAUGUUUACGAGAACGUCAUGAAUCCCAACCUCCACUUGACUGGCCAAUACGGAAGUGUAUUGCUCUGGGAGCUGCUAGGGGGCUUGCUUAUUUACAUGAUCACUGUGACCCUAAGAUUAUUCAUCGUGAUGUCAAAGCUGCAAACAUAUUGUUGGAUGAGGAAUUUGAAGCAGUUGUUGGAGAUUUUGGUUUAGCAAAACUUAUGGAUUACAAAGAUACUCAUGUUACUACUGCUGUACGUGGUACAAUUGGACAUAUAGCACCAGAAUACCUCUCAACUGGAAAGUCUUCAGAGAAGACUGAUGUUUUUGGAUAUGGCGUGAUGCUUCUUGAACUAAUAACUGGACAGAGGGCUUUUGAUCUAGCACGUCUUGCCAAUGAUGAUGAUGUGAUGUUGCUUGAUUGGGUUAAAGGACUUCUCAAAGACAAGAAAUUGGAAACACUGGUAGAUGCAGAUUUACAGGGCAAUUAUAGUGAUGACGAGGUAGAACAGUUAAUCCAAGUGGCCUUACUAUGCACACAAGGCUCCCCCGUGGAAAGACCAAAGAUGUCUGAGGUGGUCAGAAUGCUAGAAGGUGAUGGUUUGGCGGAAAAAUGGGAGCAAUGGCAGAAAGAUGAGAUGUUCCGGCAAGAUUUUAACAACAACAUGCAUCAUCCAAAUGCAAAUUGGAUAGUAGAUUCAACUUCACAUAUCCAGCCAGAUGAACUAUCAGGUCCUAGAUGAUCCUUUAACAGUCUAUGGACAAGUGAAUACGCAAUCCUGCCUGGCAAUGCUUUCUGUUGGAAAGAGAGAUACUUCCAAUUUGUGCAUAUGAUUUUCACCUCAACCUUUUCGCUUGUUUUCAUCUUUUUGAAAUUAUCGUCUAUGUUCAGAUUACAUGCCCAUUGAUUAGGUUGUGAUUAUUAAAGAAAGAAGUUUGUCAUUUCUGUUGGGUUGUCAAGUUGCAGGAUGAAGUGUAUGUCACAAUCAACCAUCACUUUUGUCAUUGUAUGUAUGAGAAAUUAGUGUAGAGUUUUAUGGAAAUAAAAAAUGCAAUUCUAUUGUCGUUUUCGGAUAAAUAUAUUUCAGUGGUUAUUUCUGUGGAUUUGGAAAUCAGUAGUACUUGAGUCGGUUCCUACCUUGUUAGACAUUGCAUUGCAUUUUAUUAUUAGUGGAAAUAUAUCUCUGAUGGUCAUUGAAUCCUUCUGUUUUCAAUUUCUGUUUAGAAUCUGUCAUUCCGAAUUACAGAUGAUGUUGCUCCAAAUACUAAGCCCCGUUUGGUUCAUAUUCUGGCAGGCAAAUCAUGUUUAGGACCUAAAUUGAUUAAUACAUCCACUAGGCUAGAGAACGGUAGAAUCGACUUUGAUAGCCUGGUAUCCAAUAAUUUUUCACUGAUGCCUUCAUAAUCUACCCUGCAAACAUACAUAUAUUCACUAUGACUACGUUAUUUUAAAACUUAUAUUGGUUUGAAUGUUUAUUAUUUAUUGAAGGAUAAUAAAGAAUAUGAACGAACCUUUUUAAAUGGAAUUUUCUUCUUUUUUUUUCGAUUAGUUUCUCCAGUUAUACAUAAAUUAUGCCCAACCACGAUUAGUUCAAAUAGAAGCGGUCUCAUUGAUAAUGCCAGGAGUUAAGAAGAGUUGUUACUCCAGAGGACUUUAUCUAAUUAGAACCGUGCAGUUUAGAAGAUCCAAAAAUCUUUAACUGAAAGCACCGACUUAAAUAACCAAGAUCGAUGCAGCAAGGAAAAGAUAGUUUAGGUGCAUUGCAGUGGGAUAUAAUCCACAAUUGUACUCAGCUUGUAAAAAAAAAUCGAAAAGAUAAAAAAUGCCAGGAGGCAACAGCAAAUCAGUUCGUGUUGCAAGACUCAUUAGCGUAUACGAAAUUUUGUGACCUAUCUGGCAAUCACAAGAUACCUUCAACAUAAAUGAAUUAAAUGAACGAACAUCCAUAUAAUUCUCGCAAA
Messenger RNA from Abrus precatorius (Indian licorice), 3514 nucleotides. Its product is annotated as BRASSINOSTEROID INSENSITIVE 1-associated receptor kinase 1. The record is from RefSeq and is a predicted model, not a curated record. The transcript has 11 exons. The coding region runs from base 448 to 2295 and encodes 615 amino acids. Lineage: Eukaryota; Viridiplantae; Streptophyta; Magnoliopsida; Fabales; Fabaceae. Gene Ontology annotation, biological process: protein phosphorylation. Gene Ontology annotation, molecular function: ATP binding; protein binding; protein kinase activity.